AUGAGCUUCGUUACACGCCGAGCGCUCUCGACGCUCAUCCCUCCCAAGGUUGCUUCGCCCAAGGCGAUCGGUGCCAACCCCAACGCCAUCGCGAUGAAGCGCGUCGUCAACUUCUACGAGAAGCUGCCCCAGGGACCCGCCCCCGAGGUCAAGGCCACUGGUAUCCUCGGUCGUUACCAGGCCAAGCACUUCGGCAAGAACUCAUCGGCCAAGCCUAUCAUCCACGCCCUGGUCUUCCUCGUUGCCGUUGGAUACGCCCAGAACUACUACUUCCACCUGCGUCACCACAAGAACAACGCUCACUAA
Molecule: messenger RNA, 306 nt
Organism: Diaporthe citri
Lineage: Eukaryota; Fungi; Ascomycota; Sordariomycetes; Diaporthales; Diaporthaceae
Exons: 5
Coding region: 1-306 (101 amino acids)
Biological process (GO): proton motive force-driven ATP synthesis
Source: RefSeq, a predicted model, not a curated record